Molecule: messenger RNA, 1572 nt
Organism: Centropristis striata (black sea bass)
Lineage: Eukaryota; Metazoa; Chordata; Actinopteri; Perciformes; Serranidae
Product: adrenodoxin-like
Exons: 4
Coding region: 366-845 (159 amino acids)
Biological process (GO): positive regulation of oxidoreductase activity; P450-containing electron transport chain
Cellular component (GO): mitochondrion
Molecular function (GO): 2 iron, 2 sulfur cluster binding
Source: RefSeq, a predicted model, not a curated record
GAAGUAGUUGUAUUUAACCUCCUCUGAUUUGUUUUUUCUUGCUCAGGAAACACUUCAGGGUCUCCACGUUUUUUUGUCGUCUCACUACAUAAACUUUGACAAGUGGUUGCAGCCAAAAGCAGCUAACUAGUUUGUGUUUUCUCUUUGUUUUUGGGACCUCGGACUGAAAGCGUUUAGCCUCGUUUUACGCAAUGAAGGUGACAGUGACAGAGUGACUUCUCGGAGCUAAAACUAGCCAGCUCGGCUAUCAGCGGCAGCGGAUAAAGUCCAAGAGGUUUCUGGGGGUUUCGGAGGCGAAGAGCUCGACUCCAGUGGACUGUGUGUGUCGGAGAGUUUCCCAGCUGCUUUUUUAAACUUCACUUGAAAUGUCUCUAGUGGCGGCAGCGUUGAGAAGACUGGCCCAUGUCCGGUUAGGGGAGUUAUCCCGGAGGACGCUGCGUCCGGCUACGAGGAGCUUCACCUCCGGCACACAGCCGCUCAGGGCGGACAACAAGGUUCUGGUCCACUUCAUCAACAGAGACGGGGAGAAGGUCUCAGUGAAGGGGGCGCCUGGAGACUCGCUGCUAGAUCUCGUCAUUAAUGAAGACCUCGACUUUGACGGCUUCGGGGCGUGUGAGGGGACCCUGGCCUGCUCCACAUGUCACCUGAUCUUUGACGAGGACGUCUAUAAGAGUCUGGGCCCGGUCACAGACGAGGAGAUGGACAUGCUAGACUUAGCCUACGGCCUGACGGACACAUCUCGUCUGGGUUGCCAGAUCUGCCUGACGAAGUCUCUGGAGGGGAUGGUGGCCAGAGUCCCCGAGAGCGUAGCGGACAUCCGACAGAGUAAAGACGGCUCGUCUUAACGGCGGCGUGCUGCGGCGGAGCGGCGUGGACGUAGACUCAGUGUGUAGUCAGAGCUGAGGGUACGUGCACAGGGACGCUGGAGGGUGAAAAUCUGUCGGCACUGUCACGUUUCCUCCUUUUUAAGAAGAAACAUCCAAGUCACAGACAACUAAAGCCACAAAAUCAUCUUUAAGAGCCAGAUUUUUAGACUUUAGAUACGUAAUAUAACAUUAAAAUAUUAAAUCUGUAUCAACGCGGCCUUUUAAUGAAUCCUGCUGUCAGGUUUUAAUCACUUUAGAUGAUUUGUUAGCUCCGUUUCUUGUUAAUUCCACUAAUUUAAAGCUGGCUGUGACUGAAUGUUUGUGACUAACAGUUCUCGACGCCGUAGAGAUUGUUCUGGUGCUGAAACAGCCGUCCUGCAUAUAUUUUAUUUUAUUCUUUAUUCAUAUGUAAACCCUCCCCGUUUGAUCAGAUCCUCCAUGUAACCUUUAAUUCUUUAAUGUGAUUGUACAUAGCUAGAACACACACAUAUAUAUCAUGUAUAGAGUGAAAUAUGUUAAUAAAAAGGAAAAAAAAUCACCUUUCUAUGGCGCUUGAACUGUCAGUUUUUAUCUUCUGCAGCCCUGAUUCCAACAAGGUUUAAACGUGGAAUAAAACAACAAAAAUGUGAUAAUUUACUAAUCAUUUUGAUGUAUAACAUUGUUUUUUUUGUUGUAAAUAUGCACAAUAAAUACUGAAUUUUAUGCA